AUGUACAGCAUCAUUAACCGUAAUGAGACUAAUAUUCAUUAUACCUCUGUAAAGACCAAUACUACCGCCUUUCUGGGUGGAUAUAUUAAAUAUUGGCUUAUAAAUAUUCUUAAUCUAAGAGCUUUAUUGAUAGCAAACACUUACUCUCCAAAUUUAGAAAUUAUUUCUCUAUUACAGACUAAUAUUCCACUGUAUCUCAACAAGAUCAGGUUGAUUGUACAGUGUUCAAGUUACAGUCUGCUGGUUAUGUUUCUCAUAGACUUGAUUGGUGCCAUUUUUCAACUCCUUUGGCUUGUGAAUUCGUCUAUAUAUACGCUGCAGUCGUACAUGAGCAAUGACCACUCUAUAUAUCUGUACAACUUUCUUGCGGAUGUGACAAUCAAUAGUUUACACCAUUGGUAA
This is a messenger RNA of Phycomyces blakesleeanus NRRL 1555(-), 402 nucleotides long. RefSeq lists its product as hypothetical. The coding region runs from base 1 to 402 and encodes 133 amino acids. Lineage: Eukaryota; Fungi; Mucoromycota; Mucoromycetes; Mucorales; Phycomycetaceae. The transcript is spliced from 4 exons. The record is from RefSeq and is a predicted model, not a curated record.